Molecule: messenger RNA, 1631 nt
Organism: Hypoxylon trugodes
Lineage: Eukaryota; Fungi; Ascomycota; Sordariomycetes; Xylariales; Hypoxylaceae
Product: Mis12-Mtw1 protein family-domain-containing protein
Exons: 4
Coding region: 110-1579 (489 amino acids)
Biological process (GO): cell division; mitotic sister chromatid segregation
Cellular component (GO): MIS12/MIND type complex
Source: RefSeq, a predicted model, not a curated record
GCGCGACGACUCGGUUCAAUUCUCCCUCGACUAUUACUUCUUAAUUGAACGACCUCUGUAGCAAAUUUAUUAUUAUCUCGAAUCCGAUGCGCACACAACGCCAGCGUCCAUGACUACCCUCGUGCAAACCCGUCAGCCACUACAAGUCCUGAGCAUGAGCAAUCAGCCCAAGCGCCGCAGGAGCUCGCGUCUUGCCGCAUAUGACGAGCAGGAUGGUGAUUUCCAUUUCACGAGAGGAUCCAAAAGGGUCAAGACCACACAACCCGAACCGAUACCCGAGGAUGAACCCGCGCCAGCUCCUGCACCUGCGCCUGUAUCGAAGAAGGGGAGACCGAAACAGACGAAGAAUCGCGAAGUACAGCAACAACCAGCGCCUACUAGGAGAACAACGAAGCGGAGAUCAAGUCAGAUAACGUCGGAUCAAGAUGACCCAGUAUCAGCACCUGCACCGCCAGCACAACCGCAAAGGAAUACGCGAAAAAGAGGACGUCCCUCCCUAGAAAAAACAGAGAAGGUCGAAAAGGAGCAACCGAAGGCCGUAAAUGGAGUCUCUAGGAAGGGAAAGCAACGAGUAGAGGAGCGAGUCGAGGAGGAGGCCCAAGAAGAAGAGGUAGCUCAAUUAACACCGGUAAACGAGCCGAGAGCAAGACGCGGUGGAGAGGAAGCUAUAGAACCAAAGAAGAUCGCGCUACCGUUUAGUGACACGCCAAUAAUGAAUCGCAACAAAGAAAUGCGGAGAAAGACGGGUGCUCGCAGGAGUAGUCUGGGCAUGCGUGGGCGAAGAGCAAGCUCACUCAUCGAAAACGGUCAUAAUGCAAUACCGCAUAAGGCGGUGGAUCCCGCCGAGUUUUACAAACAUAUCGAGGCUGAGUUGAUGGAACCCCGUCGCAUGAAGCAAUUGCUCACGUGGUGUGGUGAGCGAGCUCUGUCCGCGAAACCGCCGUUGGGAUCCUCGAAUUCUAAUGAGAUUCUGGGAGCCCGAGCGAUUCAGGACCAGCUGUUAAAGGACUUUGCCUCGAAAUCGGAGUUUUCGAAUUGGUUCACGCGAGAUGAUAUACCACGACCGCCGGCUAUAGUCAAGCCGAAUCCGCGAAAUAUCGAGCAUGAGGAGAAGAUAGUCGCGUUAGAGGAGAGGAUAAAACGAUUAAGAGCAGAAAAGAAAACAUGGCAAACAUUAAAACAGCCGCCUCCGGAACUACCACCGCUUUUUUCUCCAUCAUCCGAUACAACUUCACUCCCCUUACCAGACACCUCCCUCCUAGACUCCGACGAAGCGCAAAUACUAGCAUCCCUCACCGACACAUCCUCAUCCAUAAAACCGCAAAAACUCCACUCACAACUCCAAGCUCUCCGAAUAUCCCUCGGGUACAAGAUCGACCACCUAGCAGAUAACGUGCAAAAAUUAGAACGAAGGGUUGCCACAGGUGGUCAACAAGCAGACCGAGUCCUAGCUCUUAGCGCGAGCAGGUUAAAGGAACGCGAGGAGAAAGAAAGGAAAAGCGCCGGUACGAAAGAUAUGCCCGUGAUGGAGGUCCUGAGAAGUUUAGGUAGGAUAUUACCGCCGGAAGGUGGGGGUUGAAGUUUUGCGUAAAGCAUAUGAAAAACUAAGGAUAAACAAAACAAAGUAAAAA